Molecule: messenger RNA, 606 nt
Organism: Nymphaea colorata (pocket water lily)
Lineage: Eukaryota; Viridiplantae; Streptophyta; Magnoliopsida; Nymphaeales; Nymphaeaceae
Exons: 1
Coding region: 1-606 (201 amino acids)
Source: RefSeq, a predicted model, not a curated record
AUGCCUGAGUUCCUUUUCAUUUCAAAUGGGUCAUCUGCUUCCAAGAUUGGCACUUCCAUCUUUCUUAAAUUUAUGGGCUCUCAUUCAAUCUUUAUUCUUAUUUAUGUUGAUGACAUAUUGAUCACUGGAAGCUGUCCUGCCACCAUUCAUCAGUUUAUAAGUCAAAUGAGGUGUGAAUUCUCCAUAAAAGAUCUUGGGCAUCUGCAUUAUUUUCUUGGAGUUGAAGCCCAGUUUACACCUCAAGGGCUCUUUCUUUCUCAACGUCAAUAUAUGCAAGAUCUUUUCCAGCAAAGCACCAUGGUUGCUGUCAAGCCCCUUCCUUCGCCUUUAGCUGGUGGAGAAAAGUUGUCUAAGUUUGAUGGCACACCACCACUUGAUCCUACUCCUUAUCGCCCAAUUGUUGGUGCUCUCCAGUAUACUACUCUUACCAGACCUGAUUUUGCUUAUGCUACCAAGAAGGUCUGUCAUCUUAUGCAAGCUCCUACAAUUGUCCAUUGGGCUGCUGUCAAACACAUACUUCAUUACAUUAAGCACACUCUUCAUAUUGGAUUCCUUAUUUGGCCAUCCUCUCGCCUAUCUCUUACAACAUAUUCUGAUACUGAUUGA